Messenger RNA from Osmia lignaria (orchard mason bee), 5816 nucleotides. RefSeq lists its product as uncharacterized. The record is from RefSeq and is a predicted model, not a curated record. NCBI's taxonomy places the organism in Eukaryota, Metazoa, Arthropoda, Insecta, Hymenoptera, Megachilidae.
UUUUCUAGUAUACCAUACCUCGAAGAACGCGUAAACACUGUACUGUUUAUCGUAUGUAUGCAACAUGCAAAAGCAAAAUAUAUGUGUUGAUGUGUAAUAAUGUGCGUUUUUAUUCACGCGUCGAAUUUUCACCCCGAAGUUGAUAAAAGUCAAGAGGAGAAAAGAGAAAGAUAAAAUUUAAGUUUCUUGGUAAUUUGGAAACAUUUUGCCAGCACCAUUGGCAAUUGUUUUUGGUUGACGAGUAGAGUCGUUAAUCUUGGCUUCGUCAAAUCCUGUAUUGUUUUUAUAUAUCCCACAUCUUUUACAGGGUGUCCCAAAAAGAGUAUUAGUCCUUUAAGGGGGUGGUAGUUGGGGUGAUUCUGAACAACAUUUUCCUUUGCGAAAAUGUUGUUUGAAGCUUCGUUUCUGAAUUAUUAAGGAAAAACACUAGCCAAUCAGAGCGCGCGCAUAGUGCGCAUGCUCAGGGACGAUGGCGUCGGCCCGGCCUAGGCCCCGAACGAACACUUUCGGCACGCUGCUGGUAUUGCAGGAGUCGAGACUGCCGCCCGUGAACCCGCGCGCUAUGCGCGCUCUAAUUGGCCAGUGUUUUUCCCUAGGGACCAGCGUCGGACUUUCCGCUCGGGCCCCGCCGUGCCAGUCCUCAAGAACCAGCCACUAACUUUAUGUUCAACCGCUGGCCUAAACGGAACGGCAAGCAAAACAGGCCGGGCGCUUAACGUGUUAAUGAUUCAAAAACGAAGCUUUAAACAACAUUUUCGAAAAGGAAAAUGUUGUUCAAAAUCAUCCCAUCUACCAUCCCUUUAAAGGACUAACACUCUUUCUAGAGCAUCCUGUAUAGUCCGUCCAACGAAACGAGUCAAUAAAUGUAAACAAAACAGCUGCGUGGUGUUCACGCGAUGGAUGUCAGCGGCUCUUACUAUUGGCUGUCGAGUGUCGAGUUCAGGGCCAACUUUCGGCGGUCUUUUGCCGUGGUCCCUUACUUGGAAAGCCAGGAGGGAACUUAUAGCGUUUUUCAAAUACGCACACCGCGAUCAUAGCAAUACCCGUAUAUAGGGUGCACAAAAAAUAUUUGUCAUGAUUUUGGGAGAUGACUUUACACCUAUUAUUAGCCAUCCCGUAUCUGAGAUUGAAAAUCUUGAGAAGGGGGCUAUAGUAAACGGUAAGGCCAAUGUACAGGCCGAACGGUAAGAGUUAUCGAAAAAAUUCUUGCGCCACUGUGUUUAGUGGGUCAAAAUCUCAACGAAUGGCCGAAAAAAAAUGUUCUCUUUUUUUUUCGAUCUGACCGGAAAUGGUUGAAAAAGGGUUGGCUCUAGUGCGAAUCUCGCUCUAGUUCACUUUAUUUUGUUAUUGUCCCAAAAUAAGUAGCUUUUUAUUUUUUAGUAUGCAGGGAUCGAUAUACCGUAAGCCGAUCCUGCUUCGCGUCUAAGAAUUUCUAUACAUUUACUGACUCGUCUCGUUGGACUGACUAUAUGUAUAUCUGUAUAAACGUAACAAAUAAUCAUAUAAUUUAUUGGUGCAAUUUUCUGGUAAAAAGCUAAAAAAUGUGAAAAAUGUGAUAAAUAAUAAAUUGACGGAUCUUCAAUUGGAUGUUUGUGCGGGCAAAUUUACGCGCCAUCGGGCGGUAUUGAUCGGACCUAAUGGACACGAGACGAGAUAUGUAGUAGCCGUGGUGGAAAACGUGUUGCCCGCCCCACGGCGACACUCGUUCAAGCUUGCCGAGCUUCGGGACACGGACGGUGAGGAACUUGCUGAACUUUGAAAAUCAAUGCCAAUGUUCAGCUGGCGCGUUAUAGCUGGGCCAACCAGUAGAGGAAGAGAGGAAAAAGCGGGAAAAGAGAAGAAAGGGAGAAAGGGAGACAGGAAGAAAGCGGGAAAAGUAGCAUAUUGAUCUGUCUCCUUGCAGACUCGGCUCGUAUGCCCGCCACGCUUCACUGUCUGCCUGCCUGCGCGCAAAACCGUGCCUUUAAAGCCGAUACACUACAACGCAUGGUGGUUAGACGAUAUCGCGUGAUCGGACAGUCAGGGCAUUUACACAUAUGAAGAAGCCUAAUGUAUUAGAGUACUUGGAUCUAUGCGAGAAUCCAUUGCUGACAUCUUAUUCAAGAAUGCAUUCGCAAUCAACCAGUGAUUAUAAUUGCAAUUAUAAUUCUGAUUGUUAUUGUAAAAUUCGUAUUCCAAUCGCACGGCAAAGAAGGGAAACUCGUUCGUCUGAAAAUAGACGCGCCGCACCUUCGUGUAAAAAUUUUAAUAGUAAAACGGAAAUAAUCAGAAGCGCGAACAAAGUUCCAACGAUCCCAGCGAAGCCGAUCGAGGACGAUGACGACGACGACGACGACGACGACGACAUCGACGACGACGACGUCGAUGGUAACGAAGAAGAAGAGCUGGAUAGUAAAAGAUCUAGCAUAACAUUGCCGAUUUCCCCGGUGUUAAGUCCGGAAACGAGUACAGCUCUUCAACAAAUGGAAAGAUUGAUCAAAGAUGCAAGAAUUCAGAUUAAAGAAAUAAGCACGAUCGGCGGUAAUAUUGGUCGCGUUAGGAACUGUAUUAACGCAUGGCCGGAUGAAACACCUUUAGAUGAUGAAAACGAUCAAUUGCUGUACAUCCGUGAACGCGUGGCAUAUAAAUUUCAAGAAGCAAACGGCUGGAUCGAUAGAAAAUUGAAAAGCGAAGAAUUUGUUGAGAAGAAAAUGAAAGGAAAAGAUUUCUCUAACCCGAAAUAUCAAAGUUCCGAGGAAAGAUAUCGAGAAUUUAUGCGGCAAAGAAAAUUACAAGCUGAGAAGGUCGGAUUUUCAGUAGCAGUCGUGAACAACGAACAAACGAAAAAUUGCAGUGAAACUGCUGAACCUAAUUUUAAUCUUAAUCUCGAUCUUGAUCGGCGUGAAUCAAUGAAAAAUACGAAAAUCGACACGUGUUCCGUUCAAGUUGGACCGUCGAUAAACAUCAAAGCGGAUUUAAUAGCUCGAAAUUUACUAAGUAUUCACAUAUCACCGGACGCUUCGUUUGCCCAAGAAACCGCGAACGUUCGAACCUACGAAAUUAAUCAUGAUUUUUCCCCCAAACAACCAUCUCCCGUUCGUAAAGAGAAGCUCGUUAAGAUACUAAACGAGAAUCAAACGAAUUACGAGACCAAAGCGAAGGAUUUUAAUGAAAUUGAAAAUAAAAACUCUUCCGCUUGCACUUGUGUUUCGAAAAAAGUAAAUUUCCAAGGAUCCAGUUCGAUGGUAGAAAACGAGAAAAAUUUAGAGAAUAACAGUGUUAACGCCGAAAACGAAAAAUCACUAUUUAUCCAGGAUACAUUUUUAGAUACGAAUAAUUUAUCAAACAACCCUCCCUCUCUCGAUCGACCCGAUCAACUCCCCGUAGAAAAUUCUAUAGAAAAUCAAGAAAAAGAAAAAUCGAUUAAAGUGGAAUUCAAAUCGUUGGAUUAUUCUUCAGUUUCGAUAAAGGAAACGAAUGAUCAGUGUACAGUGCGUUGCGUUGACAACACUGUCGCGGCGGGUGACUCUAACACAUAUUCACGUCGGAGAGCCGAUUGGCUAGGGACACGUGACGGAGGGACCGCAGCCAAUCAGCUGCCGGCGCGUGCAUGUGUUAGUGUCACGCACCGCGACAGAAUCAACGCAACUCAUUGUACUCCAUUAUCCGUGAACGAGAUCGAAACGAGACGUUUGACGAAUAAAAGAAGACACAAGGAAAUUUGUGGAAAACAGAAAUCUAAAAAGGACGAACGUUACAAACGCAUCGAUCAACAUUUCUCUGACCUUCUAAACAAAUACUGUGCUGAACAAAGAAAAAACAAUCAUUUUACCAGACAAGAUUCUUCCGAACAUUCGGAUCUAAUUGUCCCUCCUUUCUACGAACCAUCUAUAGAUCAAUUUGAUAAUCUUUUAACGGCCUACGAUCAAAUAAUCGACAAUGUUGUUCUAUCCACGAAAACGAUCGACAAAUUUCUCUCUCGAGCUGAAUUGAAAAACGAAUUUCCGAACAGUAAAAGUAAAACCGGUACAUCGAAACCUAACCUUCUUCGUCAGUCGCGAAGAAAAGAACAACCGAUCGUUUCUAAAUACCGAUCAAGAAAAUCCUCCGUCAAGAAAAAUAUUAAUAAAGAUGUAGAAAAGAUAGGUUAUAAUAAUUCGAGAAAAUCGUUUAUCCUUUCUCCAACAGAAACAUUGAACGAGUCUGGUCAAAACGAAGAAAGCACAGAGUCGAGCAAAGAUGGCGGGAAAAUAAUGAGAGUUAACGAUCCGGAAGAAGGUUGUUCUUUUAAAAAAUUUUCAACCGAAAUAUUACCUUCGUUUCAAGUUGAAAAUAAUGAUGGUUCAAGUUUCGAUACUUGUUCUUCGUCGAGCAGAAAUUUGGAAAAUCUUGUUAACAAGGAAACGAUAUUUCAAGCAUCGAAACAGGCUGAAAAUGUUCGAACCGAAGAAAUGGAAAAAGUGAAAGAAAUAGUAGGGAAGAAUCGUUCUGAUUGCGCUACGUUGUACAAUGUUACAUGUUCGAAUAGUUUAAAAGAAAUUCUACCGGACACCGAGAACAUGGAACGCUCGAUCGUCCGAGUUGUUCGAGAAGAGACUCGGUUUAUCGAAGAAAAGGUUAAAAACGUUUUCAACCUCGACGAAAUAGUACCAUUGUUAGCGAAAGGUUUAUUAGAGAAUUUACGAAAUAACAUUUCGAAUUUUCAACCGAUCGUUGUUCCAAAUCCCUUACCUAACGAUGCAGCUUUUAUGAAUGUUCCAAUUUUCGAAAAAGAAGAAAAUUUCCGUCUAACGGAAAACGUAAUGAUGCCAAUCGUCGUCGAACAAACGAAUGAAAUUCAUUCAGAGUCCUUAAAAAAAGAGACUUCUGGCAUGGAAAAACGUUGCGAAAUUCUAUCGAACGAUACGAAAGAAAUUGAAAAGACUGAUGCACCGAUGGAAAAUCUUUUUGAAGAAGAAAAUUUAUGCGAAGCUCUUUCGAAAGAUUCCACCAAAAAUACGAAUGAAAACGCAUCGUUUUUAGGUGAUACAAUUUCCGAAUUACCGCAACAACAUUCUAUAAAUCCCAAUUCGGUUGAAAAUCUAAGAAAAGAGCAGAUUUCGUCGUCGUCUGAUUCUUUACACGAUUGCGCGUCUCUUCAAAGUUCGAAAAACAUUUCGGGAACGUCUUCGAACGUCGUACAAUCAUCGGGAAAAAUUGUAAAUGAAAUGAAACAAAUUUCAGAAAUAAAUAACGAGGUUGCUAAUGAAGAAAUAAACGGGAAUAAUUCGUCUUUUCUUUGCGGAGCGUUUGAAAAAGAUCAAAUUUUAUCUGAAUUCUACCAAGAUACGGAUCAAAGAUUUAUCUCUUCCACGUUUAACAGAAAUUAUUCGAAUCUGCUAAAUCAAAAUUUUAGAUUGUCCAGUAGUGAAUCUGCAAUUGAAUCUAAAGUUGAAGCAUCGUCGACUGGUUCUCAUUCCGAAGGAGAGAUACAUAUGCCAAGUUCCGCUUCCUAUUCCAUUGGAGAAGUCAGGAUGUUGAAGAAAAAUCGAUCAGACGAAGAAAAUUCUACCGACGAUGAUAUCACGAUUUUUCUUACGGAACAAAUGCUCGCUUCGUGGAAUGAAUCCUCGAAGGUGAACACGCGUGUAACUUUACUUAUUUAUACAUGCUAAAUUAGCAAUCGUAUUGAACAGAGUAUCAACAGGAUGUCGACGACGCUAUCUUGUCACGCGGUUACACUAUCAUUCCAUUUUGUUUUUUAUUUUAGGCAUUGGUACAAAGUAUGGGAGAAAUAUAAAGUUGCUGAUUUGAUUGAAAACGCGUAACAAGUAAUCGAUGUGAAUUCUAUGGUAAAU